AUGCCUAGGGCCAAAACUGGUACCAAAAGAAAGAGUACCGAUGUAUCAAAUAGAGGUACAGGUUCUAGGGCAAAGACAAGAAAGGCACAGAGGGUUGAUGAUGAUGGUGAACAUAAGGAGGAAGUUUUGGUUAGGAAGGUCACGCAAGCUGUAUUGGAGGUCAUGGAUGAAAGGAACAAAACCACUGAUACCACAGGGGGAGGUGCUUCGGAUAGUGACGAUGAGUCCGACUCAGAGAUUACCUUUAAGGAGAUAGAAGGGUCAGAUGAUGAGUAUGCCUCAAGUGAGGCAAUUGAUACUUUUACUUGGUCAACUCCUAUUUCGGCAAUGAUUCCACAAAAGCUUAAGCAAAAGAUAUGGGAAGAUCAGUAUAUUGACCUCGCAGCACUACUUCCUGACAAUUUAAUUCCUUGCACCGAAAAUAAUGACUACACAUUUAAAUUAGGGAAGAAUACUAACAUUUCAGUAGUACCCAAAAAGGCAAAACAAACAAUUAAUACCAUAUACCAGUGGACCACAGCAUUUUUGCGUUUUGUUUCUGUCUAUGCUGAAAAAUUUCCAAACGAAACACCAAAUUUAUUAAAACAUGCAGAGACAGUUCGUGAUAUGGCAUCAUCUGGAAAUGUUUCUUGGCAAACAUAUGAUAAACAAAUUAGGAUGGAUAGGCAAAAUAGGGGUACACCUUGGGGAAAGCUAAAUGUUGAAUUCAUUCUUCAGGCACAGAGAUCUAGGGAGGAAACUAAACAGCCUUUUCGUCCCUUCCGAUCAAGGUUUGGACAAAGAUUCUUGGGGAAAAACAGUACCCCAGAGGAAUUUGCUGGACAUAUAAUAGGGAUGGGAGUUGCAAACUUGAAAACUGCAAAUUUCAACACAUUUGUGCAGGAUGUAGAAAAAACCACCCUAAAACAAAUUGCCGAGCACAAACAGUUAAUAGAAGCCAAGUGCAGUAUCCCGCAGGCAAAACAGCAAAACAACAAUGAGGUUGUGACCCCUAUUAUUCCUAAUGUCCUGCAAUAUCUGUUACUAGGCUAUGAUGCAACAAUUUCUGAUUAUUUGGUUUCAGGAUUUAAGUAUGGAUUCGACUUACACUAUCAUGGUCCGAGAUAUUUCAGAGCAUCUAGGAAUCUCUCUUCUGCUUUGCGCAACACAGUCAUUGUUUGCAACAAGCUACAGAAAGAGCUUGAUGCCCAUAGAAUUGCUGGGCCUUUUGUUUCACCCCCCUUUGAAAAUCUUCAAAUUUCCCCGAUUGGUAUUGUACCAAAGAAAGAACACGGUCAAUUUAGACUCAUACACCAUUUAUCUUUUCCAGAAAAAAAAUUCUAUCAAUGAUUUUAUUCCAGAUACAUUCACUAAAGUUCAAUAUGCUACUCUAGAUGAUGCUGUAAAUAUUAUUGUCUUAAUGGGGAAAGGUUGCCUUUUGGCCAAAACAGAUGUAGAAUCAGCUUUUCGGAUUAUACCUAUUCGCAGAGAGGAUCACGAAUUACUGGGCUUUCAAUGGGAAGGUCUCUUUUUUUAUGAUAAAUGUUUGCCGAUGGGUUGUGCGAGUUCCUGUGCUAUUUUUGAAAAAUUUUCUACGGCCUUAGAAUGGAUUGGUAAGGUUAAGGGACAUAUUCCUCACUUAACUCAUGUGUUGGACGAUUUUCUAUUUAUUGAUCCACCUGCAUCAGGUAUAUGUAAUCAAAGUUUACAGGUGUUCAAACUUACAUGUGAAAGUCUAGGUGUUUCUUUAAAAGAAGAAAAGACUGCUUGGGCAACUACAAAAUUGGUAUUUCUUGGUAUUGAAAUUGAUACAUUGGCUAUGGAAAUUAGGUUGCCUUGUGAGAAAUUGGAGAAAUUAAAACAAGCUAUAGAUGCAAUGAAAUUUAAGCGAAAGGAUCGCCUUAGAGAACUUCAAUCCUUAAUAGGACUGCUUAAUUUUGCUUGUCUGGUGGUUGUGCCAGGGCGUACAUUCUUAAGGCGGCUCAUUGACCUAACAAAAGGCCAAUCUAAGCCUCACCAUCACAAAGACAUGGUUAGAGAGAGUAGGCGGGAUUUGGCUGCUUGGUCAUUAUUUAUAGAUCACUUCAAUGGGAAGUCAUUAUUAUUUAAACAUGUAUGGGUGACAUCCAAACAAAUACAUCUCUACACUGAUGCAGCGGGUUCUCUAGGGUUUGGAGCUGUAUUUGAAAAGAAAUGGUUCUAUGGGUCUUGGCCAGAAAAUAUGAAGGAUUAUGAUAUUACCCUCAAGGAAUUAUUCCCAAUUGUGUUAGCUGUUGAAUUAUGGGGAUCUAACUUAAAGAAUUCGUGUGUCAUAUUCCAUUCUGAUAAUGCAGCAGUUGUUCACAUUGUAAACUCGCAAACAUCGAAAGAUUCAAAAAUCAUGAUUUUGAUCGAGAAAUUCAAAGAGGUGUCUGUGGAUAUGGAGGCCAAGCCUACAAGGAUACCGAUCCAUCUUUUGCAACUCUCCAAAACACAGCAUGUAGUUUAAUAGAUGCAGCUUUGGCUCCUAACACAAAGAAAGUUUACA
Messenger RNA from Saccostrea echinata, 2506 nucleotides. RefSeq lists its product as uncharacterized. Bases 1 to 1329 code for a protein of 442 amino acids. The transcript has 2 exons. Lineage: Eukaryota; Metazoa; Mollusca; Bivalvia; Ostreida; Ostreidae. The record is from RefSeq and is a predicted model, not a curated record.